This is a messenger RNA of Pipistrellus nathusii (Nathusius's pipistrelle), 2460 nucleotides long. The record is from the annotation of a GenBank genome assembly. Lineage: Eukaryota; Metazoa; Chordata; Mammalia; Chiroptera; Vespertilionidae.
AUGGACACAAAGCUGGACCCUUCUCGCGAUGACCUGCCUCUCAUGGCCAACACCAGCCACAUACUUGUGAAGCACUAUGUACUGGAUUUAGAUGUGGAUUUUGAAAGUCAAAUCAUCGAUGGCACCUUAGUGCUUUUCUUAGAGUCUGGAAACAGAUCCAGGAAAAAGAAUGGUUCCACUGAGGAAGCCUGCCGAUCAGAGUCCAGCGAAGCCUGCAGAUGUAGGAAGCCGGAACCCUGCCAUGCUCCCGUGGCAGAUACAAGGACCUCCUUGUCUAAAAUGGAAUAUACUAGUGAUUUUGCAAUUUGUGGUAAAGGUGAAAGAGAUACUUCUGGUAAAGAUGGUAACCAUGACAACCAGGAACAGACUUAUGGGAUUUCUAGCUCGAAGCACUGCUGUGACACAGGGAAUCAUGGGAGUGAGGAUUUUUUGCUAGUGUUGGACUGCUGUGAUUUAUCUGUGUUAAAGGUUGAGGAGGUGGAUGUUGCCGCUGUGCCAGGUAUUGAAAAAUUUACAAAGUCUCCCAAGCUCACGGUUGUUUCUGAGCUCAGGAAUCAGAUUGUUCGUGAACUUGUGACUCUGCCUGCCGAUCGUUGGAGGGAGCAGUUAGACUAUUAUGCUCGGUGCAGCCAGGCUCCUGGCUGUGGGGAACUCCUGUUUGACACUGACACUUGGAGCUUACAGAUCAAGAAGACAGGGGCUCAGACAGCUACUGAUUUUCCUCACGCCAUAAGGAUACGGUACAGAACCAAACCCCAGGGGCGAUCAGUUACCUGGACCUCAGACCAGAGUGGCAGGCCAUGUGUUUAUACCAUGGGAUCCCCCAUAAACAACAGGGCCCUUUUUCCGUGCCAGGAGCCCCCCGUUGCCAUGUCAACAUGGCAGGCCACAGUCCGAGCAGCUGCAUCUUUUGUUGUCUUAACGAGUGGGGAAAAUUCUGCCAAGCCAACACAGCUUCGGGAAGGGUGCUCAAGCUGGCAUUACUAUGUAACCAUGCCAAUGCCAGCCUCCACCUUCACAAUUGCAGUGGGACCCUGGACAGAAGUGAAGCCAGAGACCUGCUCACCAUGUGACCUGGCAGCAGAGCGGUCCCUCUCGCCGCCCAAGGCUGACUUCAGGUGUGUUGGUGUCUGUGGCCACGUGGAAUACCCCUGCCGCUUCCAGAACCCUUCUGCCACAACCCAGGAGGUCAUUCCUCACCGGGCCUUCGCCCCCGUGAGCCUCACAGGUGCCUGCCAGGAGACCCUUCUGCAGCUGCUGUCUCCUUGCCUCUCAGCAGCACACUCUGUGCUGGGGACACACCCAUUCUCCCGGCUGGAUGUGCUCAUCGUUCCUGCCAACUUUCCAAGCCUGGGGAUGGCCAGCCCACACCUCGUCUUCCUCUCUCAGAGCGCCCUGACUGGGGGGCGCCACCUCUGCGGGACCCGGCUCUGCCAUGAAAUUGCUCACGCCUGGUUUGGCCUGGCCAUCGGAGCCCGAGACUGGACGGAGGAGUGGCUGAGCGAAGGGUUUGCCACUCACUUGGAAGAUGUGUUCUGGGCCAAAGCACAGCAGCUGGCCCCCCACGAGGCCCAGGAGCAGCAGGAGCUGCGGGCAAGCCUGCGCUGGCGGCGCCUCCAGGACGAGCUUCGAAACUCCCCGGAGCAGCUGCAGGUGCUGAGACCCAACAAAGAGAAAACUGGCCAUGUGAGUGACUCAGGAGCAUCUGUCAUCAAGCAUGGGCUCAAUCCGGAGAAGGUCUUCAUGCAGGUUCAUUAUUUAAAGGGUUAUUUUCUUCUCCAGUUCCUUGCCAAAAGACUUGGAGAUGACACCUAUUUUUCCUUUUUAAGAAAAUUUGUGCACACAUUUCAUGGGCAGCUGAUUCUUUCCCAGGAUUUCCUUCAAAUGCUGUUGGAGAACAUCCCAGAAGAAAAAAGGCUGGGUUUGUCUGUGGAAAGCAUCUUCCGAGACUGGCUGGAGCGCCCGGGACUGCCACAGCCUCUGCAGACGGAGCGCCAGGCCGGGGCGGAGAGCGGGCUCGCGCGGCAGGUGGGCGCCGAGGUCGCGAAAUGGACUCGAGCGAAUCGGAGACCCCGAAAACGGAAACGAAGAGGGAGCGGAGAAGUGUUUGCAAAGCUCCUUCCGGACCAGCUGGUCUUACUUCUGGAGCAUCUGUUGGAGCAGAAGACCCUGAACCCCAGAACUCUGCGGAGCCUCGAAAGGACAUACUGCCUCUCCCAGCAGGAUGCAGAGGUCCGCCAUCGGUGGUGUGAGCUCAUUGUGAAGCACAAGUACACGAGAGCGUACAAAACCGUGGAGGAGUUCCUGCAGGAGGACCAGGCGAUGGGCAUCUACCUCUACGGGGAGCUGAUGGUGAGCGAGGACGCCAGGCAGCAGCAGCUCGCCCGCCGCUGCUUCCAGCUGACCAAGGAGCAGAUGGACAGGUGCUCAGCCCAGGUGGUGGCCGAGAUGUUGUUUUAA